UUUCACAUAUAAUUUUUAAAAUCAGAGGUUAAAAAAAUAAUAAUUUUAUCAUGUUACCUUAAAUAUUAAAAAUAAAAAUUUAAUGGUUCUGUACAUAUUUUUUAAAUAAUAAAUAAUGUUAAGGACUAAGAUUUUAAAUAUAAUGAACAAGUCAUCCCAACUUCUUCGACAAUAUUCUUCCGAACCAGAAAGCACAAUUCUAAUAGAUAAAGUAGGUAAAGUGACAACAAUAGGAAUAAACAGACCAGACAAAAGAAACUGUGUGGAUACCCACACUGCCGAAAAGCUCAGACAAGCAAUUCAGGAUUUUGAAAAUGACACAUCUGUAUAUGCAGGAGUUUUAUAUGGUAUAGGUGGUAAUUUUUGUGCAGGGUAUGAUUUGAAUGAGUUGUCGCAAUUGGAUGAAACCCGCGUUUUAGACACAUUACAUGAAGAAGGAACCAUGGGACCCACAUUAAGAUUAAUCAAGAAGCCUCUGGUUGCAGCCGUAAGUGGAUAUGCUGUAGCAGGAGGAUUUGAAUUAGCUUUAAUGUGUGAUCUGAGAGUUAUGGAGGAAACAGCAGUUGUUGGAGUUUAUAACAGAAGAUUUGGUGUGCCACUCAUUGAUGGUGGAACUGUUAGACUACAAGCAAUGGUGGGACUUUCGAGAGCCUUGGAUUUAAUACUAACAGGUCGUUCAUUAAACGCUAAAGAAGCAUUUGAUUGGGGUGUUGCCAAUAGAAUUGUAGCAUGUGGAACAGGAUUGGGACAAGCCAUAAAUUUAGCAGCUUCAUUGGUGAAGUUUCCUCAGGGUUGUUUACAUGCAGACCGGGAAUCGACGUACAAUGCAGCGUAUAAUGCUGUUUAUUCAGAAUUGACAAAGUUUGAACAAAAUAAUGCAAAAGGUAUUUUGAAGGAAGGGAUUGAAGGGGCGAAGAAAUUUAUGUCAGGUUUAGGAAGACAUGGGAAGGCUCAUAAUCUUACAGAAAAAGAUAUUUGUGAGUGGGAAAAAGAAUAUAAAAAUACCAAAAGCAAAUUGUAAAAAUGUAAAUAAGUAUAUUUUAAGAUACA
Messenger RNA from Aethina tumida (small hive beetle), 1050 nucleotides. RefSeq names its product probable enoyl-CoA hydratase. The record is from RefSeq and is a predicted model, not a curated record. Bases 116 to 1021 code for a protein of 301 amino acids. Gene Ontology annotation, molecular function: catalytic activity. The transcript has 5 exons. Lineage: Eukaryota; Metazoa; Arthropoda; Insecta; Coleoptera; Nitidulidae.